CAGACUCGUGUUGGAAGCUACAGCGGAGCGCGGAGAGACGCAAGAGCCAGAGCCGACCCGGGGCAGUGCAGUGCAGUGCAGUGCUGGUUCAGGUCGCGCUUUUACGCACGGGAGCAAACUGUCCGGAUAUGUUAUGAACUUAUAUCUCUGACAACACGUGCUGGAAUAUUCACUUUAGACGCAUAGUACGACUCAAAAUUAAGUCAAGUGGACAGUAUUGUAGCAAGAUGAAGGGAUUUACGCAGUUAUUCCCUCUGAUCGUGCUGUUGUGCGUCCACGCGGUUUCAUCCUCCAAGUCCAACGUGCCACGAUUGAGGCUUUCGUAUAAAGAUAUGGUGUCUUCUAACCGCUCUUUGGUCUUCAACGGACAUCAGGGACAGCUCUCUGUGUCCUCUGUGUUUUUGGAUGAGUACAGAGACAGGCUGUUCAUCGGAGGGAAGGACGUGCUCUACUCACUGCUGCUCAGACCCACAGGACAGGAGUCAAAAGAGAUCCACUGGCCCCCGUUGCCUGGAAACAGAGAGCACUGCGUUUCAAUAGGAAAAGACCCACAGACAGAAUGUGCUAACUUCGUGCGCCUGCUGCAGCCCUAUAACCGCACCCACCUGUUGGCCUGUGGGACCGGAGCCUUCCACCCCAUGUGCGCCUUCAUCUACGUGGGACACCGCGGAGAGCAUGUGUUCUCUUUGGAAGCCUCUAAUGUGGAGAAUGGACGAGGGAAGGUCCCACAUGAUCCCAGUCUGCCCUUUGCCAGCAUCUUCACUGGAGGUGAGCUGUACACAGGACUGACUGCAGAUUUUCUGGGCAGUGAUCAUGUGAUCCUCAGGACGAUGGGAGGACGCUCCACUAUGAGGACAGAGACUGACCAGAAACUACUGCACGACCCCAGGUUUGUGGCCGCUCACCUCAUCCCAGACAAUGAUGACAAAGACGACAACAAAGUGUACUUCUUUUUCACUGAGAAAGUGAGUGAGUCUGGGGACAGAGAGGGAGCCAUCUACUCAAGGAUCGGGCGAGUGUGUGCGAAUGAUGUUGGCGGUCAGAGAGUGCUGGUGAACAAAUGGAGCACAUUCAUCAAAACCAGACUUGUGUGUUCGGUGCCCGGACCUCACGGUAUCGAUACGCACUUUAACCAACUGGAGGAUGUGUUCUUGCUGAGGACCAAAGACGAAAGAAACCCAGACGUCUAUGCCAUUUUUAGCACCAUCAGUAAUGUGUUCCAAGGCUUUGCGGUAUGUGUCUAUCGCAUGGCUGAUAUCAGGGAAGCCUUCAACGGGCCGUUCGCUCACAAAGAGGGUCCAGACCACCAGUGGGGGGCAUAUGAGGGCCGGGUCCCCUAUCCCAGACCAGGAGUGUGCCCCAGUAAGAUCACAAACCAGCCGGGCAGAGAGUUUGGCAGCACCAAGGACUUCCCGGACUCAGUGCUGCACUUCGCCCGCAGUCACCCGCUCAUGUGGAGGCCCGUGCACCCUGCCCAGAGGAAACCCGUCCUGGUCAGAGCCAAUGUCCCGUACAGGCUGCAGCAGAUCACAGUGGACCGUGUGGAGGCAGAGGACGGACAGUAUGACGUCAUGUUCAUCGGCACUGAUGUUGGGACAGUUUUGAAAGUCAUUACCCUGCACAGUGGAAACAGCCUGGAGACUGAGGUGAUCACACUGGAAGAACUACAGGUUUUCAAGGUUCCUACUCCUAUAACCUCAAUGGACAUAUCAGUCAAAAGGCAAGCAGUGUUUGUGGGCUCGGAAGUGGGGGUGGUGCAGGUGAAGUUGCACCGCUGUGAGACCUAUGGGAAUGCCUGUGCUGAGUGCUGUUUGGCCAGAGAUCCGUACUGUGCCUGGGAUGGGACGUCCUGUUCUCGAUUCGUCCUCAACAGUAAACGUCGCUAUCGCCGCCAGGAUAUUCGCCAUGGCAACCCCGUACUGCAGUGUGUCGACCAAAACAUGAGUGAAGAGAUGGAUGUCCCUGAGGAGCGAGUGGUUUAUGGGACAGAACACAACAGCACGUUCUUGGAGUGUAUCCCACGCUCUCCACAGGCGUCCGUCAGCUGGCUGGUCCAACGGGAAGACCGCAAGGAGGAGGUAAAACUGGAUGAGCGUGUGAUGGUUACCGAGCACGGCCUUCUGUUCCGCCACCUGUUCCACCAGGAUGAGGGUCUUUACAUCUGUCGGUCCCGCGAGCACGGCUUCACUCAGACCCUGUCCCGACUAAACCUGGAAGUGCUGCCGGCCGACACGGUGGAUGAGCUGAUGCAGAGAGACAGCCACCCCGACUACAAAGACCGCUCCGGCCUGGGAUACCGACCCUGGACCCCCUGCAACACCUACACCAGGGGCAGUUCCACCGGUCAAAUCGGUCAGUCACGUACCUGGUUCAAAGACAUCAUGCAGCUGAUUGGUCCGGCUAACCUGCCCCACGUGGAGGAGUACUGCGAGAGGAUGUGGUGCAACGACAAACUGCGGAGGAAGCACAAGAGCAUGUUGGAGAAGUAUCGGCAGGCCCAGGACAGCGCCCGGAAGGCCCGCAGCAAGAGUGUGAGUGAACGCAACAGGACGCCACGGGACCUGAGCCGAAUCAGCCAAUAGGAGCGGACACAGGAGGACUAACUGGCAAGGCCAAUGGAGACGUAUUUGGCACUGAAAAACAACUGAAAGCACCUAGAGAUGAAAUAGAUAUUUGAGCUUGUAGUUCACUCCGUGUUUGACCUAAAUCAACAAAAAACACAUAACUGUACUGACUUUAAAUGAAAUUACAUGGAACAAUAUGGAAAACAUCCCAUAAUGUUCAAAUUACGAGUUACGAUUUACGUUUUGCUGAAUACUUGCAAAUUUAACAGUGUCAAAACAGUCACACACAAACACAUUUAUUAAAAUCUGAAUGCAAUUUUCAGAUUUUCAGAUUUUCAGAUCACUUGUAGGUGCAAUAAAAGUUUUAGGGCAACUUUUUAAUGCUGAUGUCAACGCUUUAGGAAUUUUAUUUAAAAUGUUGCGCAAAACUGCAGCUUGUGUUUUAGUGUCAUCUGGGUAUAUUAAAUACAGCUCACAGAGUGCAUUUUGAGAUAGCAAAACAUAUUUUAUCAUAGUCAACAGUAUCCAGUAAUCGUUGAUAUCUGAUCAGUCAUUCAGAUUCGGCCCAGCUGUGUGGCUUGGAUGUAGACGUAGUUUUGAUUUAGGUCAUGUUUGAGUUCACAGUUUCACACACUACUUUUUAUCUAUGCUAUAGUCACUGGAUUCACGCUCAGUGUAGUUUCUGGCUUAUUCUUUUGGUCACAUAAGACCUUGUGUGACGACAGUUGACUUUUCAACAGACAAGAGCAGACCGCAGGAUAUCAUUGUACUGUUACUAUCACACAUGUUAAAAUAAAAGAUGAGGUUAUCUAUAAGUAAAACUGACUGUAAAGAGAGCCCUGAAGUGCAGCUCCCUGGCUGCAACCACAACUCACUAUUAACACAGUCGUCAUCUAUUACACUGCAGUGAGCACAAGAACUGGUAUUGGCUCUAAAAGGAAACACUUAAGGGGCAACAGUCCACAGAGCUAACAUGAAGUCAUGAAAAGAAAGUCUAAGGACUGGAGACAAAGAUGGACUAUGAUACUGAUGUUAAAAUCAUUGUACAAUAUUUUAGAAAAUACAAAAAAGAAAUAAACCCGCGGCAGCAUAUUUAUUGUUCUUGUUGUGUGAGUGAGAGACACCUCCAUAAAACCACAAGUUCAAAACAAUCAUUUAUAACUAAAAAAAGUGGAAAUGGUACUGAAAGUAUGUUAUGACUACUAUAUCUGUAAUUUUAGGGGAAGUUGGUGCAGCUUGUAAGCCCAUAUAAUAUACAGUUGGUGUUUUUAUUGUUUUGUAAACAGACUGUUUUAGACUGAUUACACAGUGGUGUAGCAUGUUGUUUAAAGUGCAUCUUGCCGGGUUUUGCAUGCUCUCAUUCAGUCCCAUUGUAAAUUUGUACAGAGCGUUCUGUUAGACCUUUUAUAUUUCCAACCUUUUCUAUAUGUUUUUAUUUGUAUUCCUGCGUACUAAACAAGUGUUGUUUUGUGUAGUUUAUCUUGUAAAUAUGUUCUUCCCUGGAUUGUCUUAGUAAGGCAUAAAACUUAAGUGUAAAAGUCCAACACUUUGAAAAAAUAAUGAAGACUAAUAGUCAUUUGCCAAAUACGAUAUGGGUUAACGUUUCAUGUCAAAGCAAACUUUGAGUCUUGUUUUAUUUAUGAAGUUACCACGUCCUUGUGCUAUUUAACAUCUGUGAAAAUAAAAGUGGAUUUUUUUUUCUCAAAAUUUCA
Molecule: messenger RNA, 4276 nt
Organism: Periophthalmus magnuspinnatus
Lineage: Eukaryota; Metazoa; Chordata; Actinopteri; Gobiiformes; Gobiidae
Gene: sema3g
Product: sema domain, immunoglobulin domain (Ig), short basic domain, secreted, (semaphorin) 3bl
Exons: 16
Coding region: 228-2582 (784 amino acids)
Biological process (GO): positive regulation of cell migration; negative chemotaxis; semaphorin-plexin signaling pathway
Molecular function (GO): chemorepellent activity; semaphorin receptor binding
Source: RefSeq, a predicted model, not a curated record